Messenger RNA from Scylla paramamosain (green mud crab), 5837 nucleotides. RefSeq lists its product as uncharacterized. Gene Ontology annotation, cellular component: neuron projection; plasma membrane; GABA-A receptor complex. The transcript is spliced from 10 exons. NCBI's taxonomy places the organism in Eukaryota, Metazoa, Arthropoda, Malacostraca, Decapoda, Portunidae. Gene Ontology annotation, biological process: chloride transmembrane transport; regulation of membrane potential; signal transduction. The record is from RefSeq and is a predicted model, not a curated record. Gene Ontology annotation, molecular function: chloride channel activity; protein binding; neurotransmitter receptor activity. The coding region runs from base 183 to 2699 and encodes 838 amino acids.
CAACACAGAGAGACCUUAUUUGCCAGUUAGCAUCUUAGAUUCUUAGUAAACGAAGGUGAGAGUGUGUAGGUGUAGGGUGUGACGUCCCAUGGAGCACGCCAGGACAUUGGGCAACUGGUGCAAACGGUGUGGCGGCGGCGGCGGCGGCGUUGAAGGUGCUGGUGCUGCAGGAGGACGGGGUGAUGACUAACCGGUCGUGGGCUCAGAGCUCCGUCACCACCACGCCCUCGCCCUCCGCCUCCGCCUGCAUCAGAUUCAAGGUUUUCUUCUUCCGCCCUCUCACCCACGUGUUCUCCCUCACAUCGAAGGAGGAGAGUAGGGAGAUUAACGGAGAGAUCUUCGUGGACUACGUGCGGCCCAUCGUGUCCGCCGCCUUCUACUUCCUGGGAAUCUCGCAGCGGCUGCAGGUGCUCACUUGGUACCACUACUGCCUCACCUACAACCACACCGCGGCGCAGAUCUCCGCCUACCUGGACGGCGAUCUGCAGGGCGUCAUUUCCAGGAACACCUCCAGGUGGUUCGCCGAGGCCACGCUGGUGCUGGGCCAGUACAGUCUCGAGUACCUGAGCAGCUACACGGAGCGGCGCAGUUUCAGUGGACAGCUGACGCAUGUGGGGGUGUGGGGCCGCACUCUGACGGGCUUGGAGGUGGCUCAGAUGGCGGACUGCGGCCCCUUCCCGUCCGGGACCUCCAUCAGCUUGGACCAAGAGUGGAUCCUCAACAACGCCUCCUUCGUUGACCUGCCAGAGACGGAGGUCUGCGAGAAGAAGACCAAGUCCAGAUACCUGAAAUUAACGCCAAUGCCUUACGAGGCGUCGCUUGUGGCGUGUGCCGGGCUGGGGGGGCGCCUACCUGUGCCCGAAAGUCUGCAGCAUGCCCUUGAAAUUAUGGAGAUCUUGACCAAACCACCCGCCAUCCAGAUGACGUGGAUUGGGGCCACGGAUAAUGCACAGGAAGGAGUGUACGUGAAGGCCCACGAUGGGGAGGUUGCGGAGUUUUUCAAAUGGGGCAGUAAUGAUCCCAACGGUCUGCAGUGGCAGAACUGUCUGAUAUUAGAUCUUGAUUACAUGCACGACUAUCCUUGCUACGUUCUGCGUGAGGCCCUGUGCUACCUGGCCGGACAGCAGGAGUGGACGCUGAAGGGUCCUUGUGAGGAGGAUACCGCCAACUACAAGUACAGCCUGACACACCCUGACAAGGGCCGGCUCGUGUUCCGCGGCUACUACCAGUACGAGAUCGCGGAGGAGGGAGAGGCGUGGUUGUGGAGGAACGUGAUCACGGACACUAUCGUCGCGCGCCUGUCCUUCGCGGAGGCGCGGUGGCCCAUGGGUCGCCGGAACUGGACCAUGGAAAGCGAGGUGUGCGAGAAGAAGGGCGUGCAGGUGCUGCAGCUGAGCUCGUGCACGGGAGAGGAGUACACGUGCAGGGACGGCUCGUGCAUCCCGCGGCUGCAGCGCUGCGACCGCCGCCCGGACUGCCACGACGAGAGUGACGAGCAGGAGUGCCAGCUGGUGCGGCGCCCUGUCGGCUACCACCACACGCUGCCGCCGCCCAGCACCGUGGCAGGGACUCCUCUUCCUGUGGGCCUGAAGAUCAAGCUAGUGAGUCUCUCCCUGAGCGACAAGGACAGUUACCUGGAGGUCACCUACCACCUCAACGUGACUUGGAGUGAUCUCAGGCUGCGCUUUCAUGACCUCAAGGCGGCGGCCAGACUCAACCAGGUACCCGUCACUGACCAAGGUAGCCUGUGGACACCUACUCUCACGCUGAUCAACGUGCGGGGGACGGAGAGGACGAGGGUGGAUGACGAGGCUGUGCUCACUGUGCACCGGCGAGGCCACCCCCUGGACGAUGACCUCUCGGUGCCUGAGGACGCGGACGUUUACCUGGGCGUGGAGAAUCAUCUGAGCGUGGAGAGGAAAUACACCUCCAAUUUUCUUUGUGACCUUGACCUGGAGCUGUACCCGUUCGAUACCCAAAGGUGCUACAUGGAGAUGGAGAUGCUGUCAGCCGCAACUGACUUCGUAAAACUGGAGAAGAACGUGUCUGAAGUGACAUACGUUGGCGCGGAGCUGCUCAUAGAGUACACGGUGGUGAGCGUGAGCUUGAUGGUGAACAACAGCCACACGAUGGCGCAGGCGGAGGUGGAGGUGGUACUACAGCGGCGAGUCGGCUACCCCAUCAUCUCCAUCUACGUGCCCACCGUCAUCCUGCUCAUCCUGGCCUACCUCUCCCUCGUCUUCCGGCGGGACAACUUCGACACUCGCGUGAUGUCCUCCCUCACGGUGCUGCUCGUGCUCGCCUCGCUCUUCACGCAGACGUCCACGUCGCUGCCCAAGACGUCGUACUUCAAGAUGGUGGACGUGUGGCUGCUGUUUUGCAUCUCGCUCAUCUUCUUCGUGAUCGUUUUCCACGUGACCAUCGACAUGGCCGCCACAGGGCAGCUGACCGGCGACUCUUCCAAGUUCCCCACCACCACACAGGUGUUUCCCUUCGGGGGGAAGGAAAAGAUGUCCUUUCCGCCCCCGGCCCCCAAGCCCCGCCAGAUGAUGCUUAGCAAAUCAUUGUCCACCGGAGGGAACAGUCCCGAGGAGAAGAAACGCCUCCUCUCCGACAAACUGUUCAGACAGGCGCUCAUCUUUAUCCCUGGCUAUUUUAUACUUUUCAACAUCAUUUACUGGAUCUACAUCUUCGCCUGAACACUGCUUUGCCGCCUCCCGCCUGCCCCACCACUCAGUAACGUAACCCACUAAAUCCCUACCAGCGACCGCCUCGUGUCCUGUUAUUCUUCUCUUCAUGACCUCAGUUUAUUCUCCUCCUCCUCCUCUUUCUCCUCCUCCCCUCUUACCAUUAUCAUCAUCAUUAUCAUCAUCAUCAUCAUCAUUUUGGAGAAUGAAGAACAGUAAACCUGAGUCUGUUUGUGAUAAGCUUUGCUAUCUGAUACUAAUUUAGAGAUGGAAAAUUUCGAAGGCUCCUCCUCACCCACCUUCCUUCCAGUAAUUGGCCUUAAUGAGUCUAUUUGUGAUAAGCUAUACCAUCUAAUCUUAAUUUAGACAUGUAAGAUAUCAAAGUCGAAGGCUCCUCCCCAACUUGCGUCCUUUUCAGGCGUGGUUGGUAGGAAAGACCAUGCAACGUAUAAAAAUUGCAUGGAUAUUUUUUUUCAUAAAUGCGAGGUAAGAAAACUAUCUGUGUAAAACAAGCAAUGCUAGAUCAUCAGCAGUAACUGUAGGAAAAAAAAAACGGCGUUGUAAAAUAACACUCAGAAUCAUUUGAGUUCUGCAACGCUAACUCUUACAUCAUCGUUGCGGAUCAGAUUCUGGGUGCUUGUCUGAUCUGUUUUUGAAAGCUGGCAUUGUUAUGCUAUGGACGACAAUCGAGGAUGAAGAAUUACAGACGUUAACUAUCUAACUGCUGCGCUCGGCUUUGUUUGGCGAGAAACCGUUACCAAUUACCUCAAAACUUUCAAUAUUUCAAGAACUUCUACUUGAUCGUCUGGCAGCCUCCGUCUCGACAUAUUGUAGAAAUAAAUUUGUUUUUCAGUCUGUGUUCUUGGAAAUAGUUUGUGAAUUUCUGUUGCUCUCUCUCUCUCUCUCUCUCUCUCUCUCUCUCUCUCUCUCUCUCUCUCUCUCUCUCUCUCUCUCUCUCUCUCUCUCUAGCUUUUCUGUUUUUUUUAUUUGCUUUAUAUACAAUUGUUAUAGGAAUCAAAAUUGUGUACUGUAUGCAAUAAGAAAGAGAGGCAGCAAAUUACAGUCUGAAUGUGGCUUUUAAACCGAUUUGUUAUCAAAAAUACGUUCGAUGAAGCCAAUCAAUUCCUAACAGUGGUUUUAACAAGUUUUCCGUUCAGAUAUUCUUAAUCGUGUAGGAACUGCAGAAAUACAUACGGUAGCCAUUGAAUUUCGCUUGAACUCCUUGUUUAAGAACCAAAUCUUUAAUCUACAAGACAAAAAAGUAUUUCUACUGGGAGUAUUCAAUUAGGGGUGAGUUUAGUUAAUAGUGUAACACCUCCUCCUCAAGACUAUGUAUGCUACGGGUCACGUUAUCUAACAGAUUUUGUCUAAUCCACUCUCAAUCAUCAAGAAACAACCAUCACUGACUUUCUAAUUAAUACACGUGUUCUGAAUCGCUUUGUUCUCUCCCAAAAACUACUUUCCAGGACCACAGAUUAUUAGUAGGAUUCUCACUGGUAUUUUCGCUUCGCUAAUGAUGCAGAAUCCUUAUUAACAAUGCAUUUAUGAAAACAUCCCGGAAGAAAAAACAAUAACAACAUUCAUCAAAGUAUGUUAUAACAAAUUGAGGUAAGGACGCUGGUAAGUUUGAGAACACGAGCUCAAGUGCUGCUGGUUACCACCUAACAAGACUGCUGAAGACACUGAGACAUUUAAUUUUUGUCACCCUGCAUGAUUUUAAUGGAAAGAAGUGAAGCUACCGUCAAUGAGAAAUUUGAACUACUCAUUCAGUCAUUUUGACACCAGUGACGUCUUUCGGAAUUAUGUUGUUGCAAAACCCCCUACUCAUUAACGUCUCUGUUACGAGUCACAGUGCCUGUCACCUCCUCCCCGUCCUCACUCAGCUGAUCUCCCCAUGAACCCUCGAACGCAGUAAAAUAAUAUAAGUUAAACAUAUUUUGUACAUACACCAGCGCAACAUUAUUCCAAUCUUGCACAGUGCAAUUUCACUAUACCUGAGUGUAACACUAUCAAACAAAGGGUUAAGAAAUGAGUGAUUUAAUGUGGAUCUGGUUCACUUAGAGUAUGCACGACGCUAGGGAAAAGUGCCUGAACAUAAUGCCUCCAUCACCUGCAGUAACCACUAUUAGAGAGUUGACUGACGCCCUGAGAGGACGCCACGGCCCUGACCCGAGUCCUUAAUACCUGGCUGCACGGCCUCCUACCGCCACAAAGCCACACCACGGUAUAUUAAUCCUCAACCACAUGCCUCGCUCGCGCCCUCCCGCUAAGCAUCUGCCGUGUUAGUAUUACUACUCUAACGUGGAGGAAAUAUAAUUUUUUACUGAUAGAGUGGUGCUAUUGUAUACGUUUUAUUUUUCUGUGUGGUUUUAUUGAUGCAAUGAAAAUAAAAGGCUGUAUAAUUUUCAAUAAUUCGAAUUGAUAUUGUUCCAUUUUUUUCUGUAUGGUUCUGUAUAGUUGUAACUUGGAAAUAGACUAUGCUCGACUCGUAUACUAUGCUCGACUUGUUUUUAUAUAUAUAUAUAUAUAUAUAUAUAUAUAUAUAUAUAUAUAUAUAUAUAUAUAUAUAUAUAUAUAUAUAUAUAUAUAUAUAUAUAUAUAUAUAUAUAAUUCUUAGUGAUGCCACAUAACAUUAUUCCAUGUAUAUUUCUAGCUUUAUUAAUCAGUGUAAGUUGAAAAUAUAUGUAGAUUCUUAGUGAUGUAGAUUCACAUAACGUCAGAUCAACUAACCAAAGUUCUUUUCUAUGUAGCAUUUUGUGUUAUUGUUUCUUGUUUGUACAUUCAUAUGAGUCGCCAUCAUUUCCUUGGCUACCGUGAGACAAUGUAUUGGUAAUUCACUACAUAGUGGACUACAAAUCCUUGCAGUUGCUCCUUUACGCUCUUCGUAAUAAAAAAAAAAAAAAAAACACAAAAAGAAUCUGCAAGAAGCCGGCAGGCCUACAUGUCGCAGUCCUUGUAUAAUACAUACCUAUAUCUACCAAUCAUCCCUGUAUGAAAAAUCUUUCAAAAUGUCCUUUGACACUGACAAACUUGUUACUGAAUCUUUCAUUUUUUUUAUUGCCUGUUUCCUCUUGUUGUGUUGUCUUUUAUCCUCAACUAUCAACUGUAUGGAACUAAAUAAUAUCUGAGUGUUAUUCGUAUACAGGAUUA